AAACUUCCCAACUGAGUGAAGCUGCCUUUCUUCCUGAACAUUGAGCUGAAGAAUUUUAUCAUGGGCCAGCAACUCUCAAGCCAGACACACACAGUUAUUAAUAAGUUACCCGAAAAAGUAGUCAAGCAUGUAUCUCUGGUUCGAGAAAGUGGCUUCCUGACAUAUGAAGAGUUUUUGGGCAGAGUUGCUGAACUUAAUGAUGUGACUGCCAAGUUGGGUUCUGGUCAGGACAAGCAUUUGUUAUUUGAGGUGCAGCCAGGCUCUGACUCGUCAGCACUCUGGAAGGUGGCUGUUCGAAUAGUGUGUACUAAGAUAAACAAGACAAGUGGCAUUGUUGAAGCGUCAAGAAUCAUGAAUCUGUAUCAGUUCAUUCAGCUUUAUAAAGAUAUCACAAGUCAAGCGGCGGGUGUUCUUUCUCAGAACACUGACUCAGAAGGAGCUGCAGAGGAUCUGUCAUCUGUUUCAUCUUGUCAGGCCAGCAUUUGGAUGGGAAGGGUGAAACAGCUGACUGAUGAGGAAGAAUGUUGCAUCUGCAUGGAUGGACGCGCUGAUCUGAUCUUGCCGUGUGCUCACAGCUUUUGCCAGAAAUGCAUUGAUAAAUGGAGCGGCCAUCACAGAAAUUGUCCGAUAUGUCGUCUGCAGGUGACAGCAGCAAAUGAUUCCUGGGUGGUAUCAGAUGCACCUACAGAAGAAGAUAUGGCUACCUACAUACUCAACAUGGCAGACGAGGCAGGCCAACCUCACAGGCCAUGACCCUAGCAAUAUUCCAUAAUCACAAAAUGUCUUUAAGAUUUC
Euleptes europaea (tarantolino) is the source of this 795-nucleotide messenger RNA. It is a transcript of the gene RNF141, whose product is annotated as ring finger protein 141. The record is from RefSeq and is a predicted model, not a curated record. Gene Ontology annotation, biological process: protein autoubiquitination. Gene Ontology annotation, molecular function: ubiquitin-protein transferase activity. Lineage: Eukaryota; Metazoa; Chordata; Lepidosauria; Squamata; Sphaerodactylidae. Bases 61 to 753 code for a protein of 230 amino acids. The transcript is spliced from 5 exons.